AUGUCUCUCCAGCAAUUAUCCUGGCGAUGGAUAGCCCUAGUCGCCAUAUCGUGGGCAGCCAUCGCUCAGGCGCACAGCAUCAUCACCUACCCUGGUUAUCGAGGAGACAACCUCCACACAAACGGAACAGUGGCACAAGCAAAUGGACUUGGAAUCGCAUAUGACCCCGUCAACGGAUCACUCUACUACCCCUACGGAAUGGAGUGGGCCUAUCCAUGUGGCGGUAUGCCCACAUCAAAAAACCGCACGUACUGGCCUAUCGGUGGUGGCGCUGUCGCCGUCCAGCCCGGUUGGUUCCAGGGUCACUCGACGGCCCUGAUCUACAUCAACAUGGGCUUUGGCGAGGUCCCCGAGAACAUGAGCCACCCGGUUGUGCCACCCUUCCAAAUUGUCGGCCCUACGAACGACCCUUAUCCAGGCACCAUCUGCUUGACGCAGAUCCCUCUUCCGCAAGGAAUCAAUGUCAAGGUGGGCGACAAGGCGACCAUCCAGGUCGUCGAAGCUGCAAAACACGGCGCUGCUUUGUACAACUGUGUCGAUAUCAUCUUCGCCGAAAAUGGAGACUCGAAGAUCAAAGAAGUCACGGCUGACAACUGUUUCAACUCGAGCGAUAUCGGCUUCCAAUAUAUGUACACCACAACAGGGAUUGGGUCUGGAGCCGAGAUGCUCCAACCUCUGAGAGGGAUAUGGCUUGCAUUUAUACCAUUGUUGUUGGCGCUAUCGUUCUUGUAG
Molecule: messenger RNA, 732 nt
Organism: Penicillium diatomitis
Lineage: Eukaryota; Fungi; Ascomycota; Eurotiomycetes; Eurotiales; Aspergillaceae
Product: copper acquisition factor BIM1-like domain-containing protein
Exons: 3
Coding region: 1-732 (243 amino acids)
Source: RefSeq, a predicted model, not a curated record